Callorhinchus milii (elephant shark) is the source of this 1812-nucleotide messenger RNA. It is a transcript of the gene med17, whose product is annotated as mediator complex subunit 17. The record is from RefSeq and is a predicted model, not a curated record. Gene Ontology annotation, biological process: regulation of transcription by RNA polymerase II. Gene Ontology annotation, molecular function: transcription coregulator activity. Lineage: Eukaryota; Metazoa; Chordata; Chondrichthyes; Chimaeriformes; Callorhinchidae. Gene Ontology annotation, cellular component: mediator complex; core mediator complex.
GUUUUGCAACUGUGUGGGAAAAAGAAAUCUCUGGCAGGGGCUGCUCAGAUUCUCUUGAAAGGAGCAGAUAGAUUAAGUAAAUCUGUGGCAGAAAACCAGGAACAUAAACGGCAAAGAGACUUCAACUCUGAACUGCUCAGACUGAGGCAACACUGGAAACUAAGAAAAGUUGGCGACAAGCUUCUUGGGGACCUGAGUUAUAGAAGCGCAGGGUCCCUUUUCCCUCACCAUGGGACAUUUGAAGUCAUUAAGAAUACUGACAUAGAUCCAGAUAAGAAAAUUCCAGAUGAUUAUUGUCCCCUUGAUGUUGUCAUUCCGAGUGAUCUGGAGGGAUCAGCAUAUAUUAAGGUUUCUAUUCAGAAGCAGGCUCCUGAUAUUGGGGAUCUUGGUACAGUUAAUCUCCUCAGGCGACCUACACAAAAGCCCAAACCAGGUACUGCACAUUGGCAGACCAAGCUGGAAGCAGCACAAAGUGUUCUCCUGUGUAAGGAAAUCUUUGCACAGCUCUCUCGUGAAGCAGUGCAGAUUAAAUCUCAAAUACCUCAUAUUGUGGUGAAAAAUCAGAUCAUCUCGCAACCUUUUCCAGGUUUGCAGUUAUCAAUUUCCUUGUGCCAUUUUGUAAAUGACAAGAAGUCCCAGAAAGUUUCUGUGGAGAAUCAACGACCAGAUGAUCACUUGUACGUGCUGGAACACAAUCUUCAUCAGCUGAUGAGAGAGUUCCAUAAACAGACACUGAGUUCUUCUAUGAUGCCUCACCCAGCAACUGCACCUUUUGGUCUGAAGAGGAUGAGAGUGGUAGGUCCACAGGCAUAUGACAAAGGCGAGAUUAGUGCCUUACAACACAAUGAAGGAUUACUGGAGAAAAUAAUCAAACAGGCAAAACACAUCUUUCUGAGACGUAGAACGGCAUGGACCAUUGAUAGUUUGGCCAGCCGCAUUGAGGAUCCACAGAUACAAGCUCAUUGGUCAAACAUUAAUGAUGUCUAUGAAUCCAGCGUUAAAGUGUUGAUUACAUCUCAAGGCUAUGAACAGAUAUGCAAAUCAAUCCAGUUGCAACUAAUCAUUGGUGUUGAACAGAUUAAGGUGGUACACAGAGAUGGGAGAGUAAUUACACUGUCCCACCAGGAGCAAGAGCUGCAGGACUUCCUUCUCUCCCAGAUGUCUCAACAUCAAGUUCAUGCAGUCCAGCAAUUGGCCAAAGUAAUGGGUUGGCAUUUGUUGAGCUUCAGCAGCCAUGUAGGUUUAGGUCCAGUAGAGAGUAUCGGAAAUGCUUCUGCAAUAACUGUGGCUUCACCCAAUGGAGAGUAUUCUAUUUCAGUGCGGACUGGGCCUGAAAGUGGCUGUAAGGUGGUGGUGCAGUUUCCAAGAAGUCAGUGUAAAGAUCUUCCCAAAAGCGAUGUGAUGCAGGACAGUAAAUGGAAUCACCUUCGAGGACCGUUUAAGGAAGUGCUGUGGAGUAAGAUGGAAGGGCGUAAUUUUGUGUAUAAAAUGGAACUAUUAAUGGCUGCCCUUGCUCCUUGCCCAUGACAAAUGUAUUUUAUGAGUGAACAUUUGUUCUGUGGAUAUUUCUAUCUGUUUUUUGCAGAGAGUACCAAUGAUUUUGAAACAGUGGAUUGCAAACUUGAAAAAUUAGUGUUUCCUGCAUUUAUCCUGUCAAUAAACACAGAGAGAAAAAUAGUACUUUUCUAAGCUGGUUGUUAGGUGCUUGAUGUGAUGCAGAUGUAUGAAAUAUUGUUUGUUGAGUGUGGCUUCAUUUUUGUAUAAUAAAAUCCUAUCAAGAAUGUAAAUAAAAUACGGUAUGCUUCACCAGUA